This is a messenger RNA of Diversispora eburnea, 3930 nucleotides long. The record is from the annotation of a GenBank genome assembly. Lineage: Eukaryota; Fungi; Glomeromycota; Glomeromycetes; Diversisporales; Diversisporaceae.
AUGUUGAAGAAAAAUGAAAAAUCCGAGGAUACUUUUUCAAUAACAAGUCCCAAAGAGAAUUUUUCUCGGUUCGAUUGUUACAUAGCGAUAAGUCCAGACGGGAGAUGGGAAUUUACGUUAUAUAACACCGAGGAUCCCAGUAAUCCUAUUUCUACAUUUCAAUGUGAAGAUAUAGAUUAUAAUGAAUUUAGUAAACCUAUUUCUACAUUUCUGCCUAAAGAUAUAGAUAUUUAUAAACCAUGUUAUUAUUCUUUAGCCAUAUCUAAUUGCAUAAACGAUGAUAGUGAACGUCUUGUUGCUUUAUCUUGUUUUGAUAGACGUAAAAUGUGUUACGAAGACGAUAAUCAUAAUCAAACGCAUGGUCAUGACGACAAAGAAUCUCACACGUGGGUUAUUUCUACUACGGAUAAAAGUGAAAUGUGCACUUCUUUAGGAUUUAUUGGUGGCGCAAUUAGAUUUCUUGAUAGUAAUGUUGAAAUAUCGGGAUCUCAACCAUUAAUAAACAAAACAGUAAUCAUAAUAGUUAAUGUUUCAGGAAUCUACAAACAAACCUUAGAUAAUGAUAAAAUUAUGAUGAAACAAGAAUUUCAAAAACAAAAUCGAUUUUUAAAGCCAUCAUUCGCCAAGAUAGAAAAAUUCGAAUUACCUCAACAACUUUCAAUUAGUCUUUCACGUUUAGAGGCUGUGAAAGAUAUAGAUUUUGGGAAAAGAUUAAGUUAUGAGCAAAAGGCAUUAGAACUUUUACACACGAGUAUUAUUAAAAAUUAUUUUAUGGCACAUUCAUUUGAAAAUCAACAACAAAUCAUUGAAAUGUAUAGUUUAAUUACCGGUGAUCUAGAGAUGUUAUUUAAACGUCAUGAAUGUUCAACAGUUUCUAACAUAAUUCGUGGUUCUCCGGUCUUUGCCAUCUCUCAGAAUGAAGGAAUUUUAGCAUUUUGUCGGGGAACCGUCAGCAUUACGUUAUACUUAAUGGAAAAUGGUUUAGAAAUUACCACCAAACAAUUAGAAGAUCAUGCAGGAGGAAUUUAUAAAAUUGUGGCUAUGGAAUUUAUCGAUAAUGAUAGUAAACUUUUAAUAGUUCUUGAAGAAGAACACGAAAAUUUAUUAUAUGAAAUUUCUAUGCAACAAAUAUUUAUAAUAUGGGAUUUAUUUACCACAUUUAAAGAUUCUAUACGUCAAAUUGAUUAUUCCGAUUCUCAGGAACCUCUAAAAAUGGAUGCCACACAUCGAUUGAUUAAUUCUCAUGGAAAUAUGUUAGCGGUUACGGAUAGUGGAGAUAUUAUCUCAGUUUUAGAUCAUGUGGCUUCAAUCAGAAAUCCUCCAUCAAUAAAGGAAAUGAAUAAAAUUGAUAUUGUUGAGAAAAAUCAAAUGAUUAUACAAGAUGUUGAACCAUGGAAUUCGGAUAAACAAUAUUUUCGAUUAUCAGUUUGGACGAUACAUUGGCCAAGUAAUACAAAUGUUCUUGAAGGGGCAUGUCAAGCACUUUGUAUUUUAGGUAGGAACAAACCUCGUACAGAAGGUUUCAAGAAUAUUAAUCGACUUGAAUAUUUAAUUAAAUGUACACAAAGAUUAGUACGAAAAUAUAUUACAAAAUAUGGAAUAUUUAGAUUAACAGAUAUUCGAUAUUCAAUUAUGAGAAAUCUUAUUAAAGGUAAUCAAGAGAGUUUAAUCAAACUAAUUUUAAAUAAGAAGAUUAAUGGAAAGAAUAGUAAUAUUCAUAUUCCAAGGUUUUAUAAAUGGGUGAUAGAUGAUAAAUCGGAUAUUAAUAUUUCUGAAAAAAUUAGUGAAACCUCAAUAUCAAUUGAUGAUACCAUUAAAACCCUUAAAACUUCAUCGAAGUUAAAAUUAAAACCAAAUACAGAUUUACAUAAAGCCAUUAGAUGGACAAUUCAACGAAGAGUUGAUUCUACAGCAAUUUUAAAAUAUUUGAUAGAUUAUUACGCGGAUAAUGCUAAAGAAUAUAAUAAUGAUGGUUGGAUGUUUACUGUAACCAAAGCAAUACCUUUACUAUAUGAUUAUCAAUUAGAUGGAUUCGUUCAAAAUUUAUUCAAGAAACCAUGCUUCGGAGUUACCGAAGCUUACACUCCGCCAUUACACAUUAAUCCUCAGGAUCAAAAGAAAGGAAAUAACGCGGCCGUAAUACAUAUUUUGGUAGUAAAACCGUGUCUUGCAUCAAAGCCCAAAAUUACUCUAUUAGAAAAUAUAGAGAUUAAAAAAACGAUUAAUCAUAAAAAAACAUCGAUAGAAAUUAAUACUUCAUAUAAUGAUCGUAAAGUUUAUAAAGUACCUUUACCCGAUUUUAUGGUAUAUCCCAAAGGUCUUAAAGAUCAUCAUGAAAAUUAUUACUGGUUUCUAUUUACACUUUUUCGAAUAUUCUGGUUGCCACGUAAAAAUGUUAUUAAUAAUAUUAGUGAAAAGAGUCCUUUCCUUCGCGUUAUUCAUGAAGAGAAAAGUUUUGAAAUCUAUCAGACACCUGCAAUUAUGUCAAUCUUAGAUUUUAAAUGGCCAGCUGCCCGUCAACAUUUUAUUCGUCAUAUCAUUUUAUAUAUAUUAUACGUUAUUUCGUUUUCUACAAUAAUUGGUUCAUAUUCAUCAAAUAUAGCUUAUUUAUUUAAAACAGAAUCAAAAAUUAUAUUAAAAAUUAGUAUCUUUGUAUAUUGUUAUACUGGAUGGUAUUUAAUUGUUACGGAGAUUAUGCAAUCAAUAAGAGAAGGAUGGCGCAGAUAUUUGAAUAUUUAUAAUAUGUUUGAUCUAGCAUCAGUAUUUUUACCGUUAGCGUGCAAUAUAGUGAUGGUUUUAAAUUCUCAUGGAAAAAUCAUUUUGCAAACUUCAGUAUUUAAUUCUGUUUUAGCAUUUACAGCUUUAUUUACGUGGCUUGAAUUGGUAGGUCCCGGACGUUUUAUACAUAUCAUUAAAAGUAUUUUAAAAACUAUUUGGCCAUUCUUGACAGUCAUGUUUAUUGUCAUAGUUUCAUUUGGUCAUGCUAUGUUCAUUCUUCUUAACCAUACGGAUGACUUGCAAAUUCCUACUUAUAAAAUUGAAAAUUCAGAUUUAUACUCAAAUAUAUCAAUUAAACAGGAUAUUGACAAAUAUUCCCGACUUGAUAAUUAUUAUUCAAAUUUCCUCUCAUCAGUAGAAGCUGUCUUCUUUUGGACCAAUGGACGUUGGGAUCAAUUGGGCCAAUGGGAUAAUUAUGGUGUAGAUGUAAUGAGUAUAUUGGGAAGCAUAAUAUUGGUUGAUGUAUUUGAUAAAGCAAAUAAAGAAAGUUACAUAAUAGCUUAUAAAUAUCGUGCUCAGCUUGUUGCUGAAUAUGAUACCUUAGAGAAACCUUUUGGUAGUGAAAGAGGUAAUCCUCGAUACAUUUAUUACAUACCUAACCCUGAUAUGAUUGAUACCUGGCUUAAGGAAACUAAAAAAGCUGAGGAUGAGAAAAAUCUUAUUGAUAAUUCAUCUUAUUCAAAAAAAUAUAAACAUAUACAAAGUGAUGAUUGUUUAGAUACUACGGAUGCUAUUGAACCUAUUACAACCAAAUAUACUGAAAAAGCUGAUAAAAUUAUAUUUAUUGAUGAAGAAAAAUUUGAAUUAAAUGUGACUUCUAAAUCUAACCAGAAAUCACAAAUAAAUUCGAAAUCAUCAUCAUUAUUAUUCAAGAAUAAAUCAAGCGAACCCUUUUCUGAUGAUGAUCAAUUAUCAACAUCACAAGAAAAUUUUAAUCAUAAAAUAAAUGAUAUGGAAAAUGAAUUCAAGGCAAGAUUUGAUUCAUUAGAAAAUAAUUUUUAUCAACACCAAGAGAAAUUUGAUCAUAAAUUAAAUGAUAUGGAAAAUGAAUUCAAGGCAAGAUUUGAUUCAUUAGAAAAUAAUUUUAGAACUUUAUUGACAACUUUAACUAAUCAAAAUGAUCAAAAUAAUCAAAAUAAUCAAACUAAUUAA